AUGGCGCUCGCCGCGGCCGCGGCCGCUGCGGCGGCCGGGGUGAGCCAGGCGGCGGUGCUGGGCUUCCUGCACGAGCACGGCGGAAAGGUGCGCAACUCCGAGCUGCUGAGCCGCUUCAAGCCGCUGCUGGAUGCGGGCGACCCGCGCGGUCGCGCUGCCCGCAGGGACCGCUUCAAGCAGUUCGUCAACGACGUGGCUGUGGUCAAGGAGCUCGACGGCGUCAAGUUCGUGGUGCUGAAAAAGAAGCCGCGGCCCCGGGAGGUACCAGAGCCCCUGCUCUCCUGCAUCCCCAGCGCCCCCGGGCCACCGGCCCCGCAGUCCAAGAUCACGUCCAUCUCGCAGGUGGAAACUGCUGCCUCGGGGGCUCCUUCCUUGGCCUCCGAGAACUGGUCGAUGGAAGCACCUGAGGACCCCGCUUCUCCAUCAAAGCCACAGAACACCUCUGGGGCUCCGGUCUCUGAGCCCACUUCUCCAACUGGGGAGCCGUUGUUAAGCCUUACGACCCAGCAGUCAGGGGGACCCUCCGACCCCUGGCUUCCAGACUUAGAGAUAACCCAGCCCUCGGAGGACCUUUGUGCAGACGUGGCCCCACCGUCUAGGGCACCGUCGGAGGCGGCCUCACCCCACGCAGAGCCGCCAGGCCUGGGAUCUGGGCCUGGGGCGACGACAGGGCCGCCACCACUCCCUCCGCGCGCGCCUCCGCAGAAGCCCUGUAUGCUGCCGGUGCGCUGUGUCCCGGGCCCCGCCGCGCUCCGGCUCCGAGCCGAAGAGCAGGGCCUGCGCCGGCAGCUGUCGGAGGAGCCGAGCCCGCGGAGCUCCCCGCUGCUGCUGCGGCGGCUCUCGGUGGAGGAGUCCGGCCUGGGCCCCGGCCGCUCCCCGCACCUGAGGCGCCUGUCGCGCGCUGGCCCGCGCCUGCUGAGCCCCGACACCGAGGAAGUCCCCGUCGCACCGCCGCCGUCUGCCGUGCCCCUGGAGCCGGCCGAGCACGAGUGGCUAGUGCGGACGGCCAGUGGCCGCUGGACCCACCAGCUACAUGGUCUACUGCUGCGCGACCGCGGCCUUGCCGCCAAGCGUGACUUCAUGUCUGGUUUCACGGCCCUGCAUUGGGCCGCCAAGAGCGGCGACCGAGAGAUGGCGCUGCAGCUGGUGGAGGUGGCGCAGCGUGGGGGCGCGCGGGUUGAUUUGAAUGCGCGCUCACACGGUGGCUACACGCCAUUGCACCUGGCCGCUCUGCACGGCCACGAAGAUGCCGCGGUGCUGCUGGUGGGCCUGGGUGCACAGGUGCAUGUGCGUGACCACAGCGGGCGGCGGGCCUACCAGUACCUACCGCAGGGCGCCUCCUAUGCGCUGCGCCGUCUAUUGGGCGACCCUGGUCUGCAAGGCUCUACCGAACCUGAUGCGACCGGUGGUGUUAGUGGUAGUCUUGCGGCCCGGCGCCCAGUGCAGGUGGCCGCCACCAUCCUCAGUUCCACCACCAGCGCGUUUCUGGGCGUCCUGGCCGACGACCUGAUGCUUCAGGACCUGGCUCGAGGCUUGCGGAAGUCUGGCUCCUUCAGCAAGUUCUUGGGUGCCUCGCCCAUAGCUGCUCGUAAAAAGACAAAGACCCGCAGUGGCCUGCCGGCCUUUUCAGAAAUCUCUCGUCGAUCCACUCCGGGACCCUUCGCUGGUCUGAUGCCCAGCCUGCCCCCUGCAACCUGA
Molossus molossus (Pallas's mastiff bat) is the source of this 1698-nucleotide messenger RNA. RefSeq names its product sosondowah ankyrin repeat domain family member A (gene SOWAHA). The coding region runs from base 1 to 1698 and encodes 565 amino acids. Gene Ontology annotation, molecular function: protein binding. The record is from RefSeq and is a predicted model, not a curated record. The transcript has a single exon. Lineage: Eukaryota; Metazoa; Chordata; Mammalia; Chiroptera; Molossidae.